Molecule: messenger RNA, 726 nt
Organism: Moneuplotes crassus
Lineage: Eukaryota; Ciliophora; Spirotrichea; Euplotida; Euplotidae
Source: the annotation of a GenBank genome assembly
GUAUAAUGGAAUCUUCCAAAGACUUUGAAUGAGCUAUUUGUAUGGAAAUAAUGGUGUUCCCUUCCAAGACAAAGUGAGGCCACCUCUUCUGAGAGCAAUGUAUUACAGAUUACAUUGAAAAAUAGCCCCAUCAAGCAAUGUCCUAUGUGAAGAACUGUCUUGGCGGGUCAUUUUGUCCCAAAAGUUCAGAAUGAGGUCUGGGAUGAGAUAAAAGAGCUUUUUCCAGAAGAAGUUAAAGAACGGAUUAAAGUGGUCAAUGAAAUUAAAAAGAAAAACGCUAAUAUGGUAAAAAUCACUGUGAAAUACGGAAAUACUCAUAAAUUGUUGAAGAAGUUCCACACUCUCAAAAGUGGGAAUGCCAACAAGCACAGAUGGUCCUGAUAUGUACGAAUUGAUGACCGAAAUAUUCAAUCUGAGAAGUUAAUAAAGUCUGUUGAAUUUGAGCUAGAUGAAACAUUUCCUACAAACCUUAUCACCAGAAAAUCAGCUCCUUAUGAAUUCCAAAUGACUGGAUGGGGUGUCUUUGACAUCCCUAUCAAGAUCACUUGGCAACAUUGGCUAAAAAUGGGCCCAACAGAGGUAACCUACCCUCUUUCCUUCGAAGGGACUGGGAGACAGAGGUCAUUUAUCAUAAAAAUCCCAAAAGAUGCUCUUGCCAAGAAUACGGAUGCAAAAGGAAAACUGACGGCUAUCGAAAGGUUGAUCAGAAAAAGGAAGGCGAUCUAA